AUGGUGGACCCAGCGAAAGAGCCGGGCAACUGGACUGAGCACACCCACAGCGAUGGUCGGCGGUACUACUACAACAAGGUCACAAAGCAGUCCAGCUGGGAUAAGCCGGAGUGCCUGAAAAAUGCAGAUGAAAAGAUGAACACCACCAGCUGGAAAGAGUACAAGACGGCAGAUGGACGAGAUUAUUACUACAACCCCAUCACGAAGCAGAGCGUUUGGGAAAUGCCUGCGGAGCUGAAGCGCUUGAGAGGGCUGGCCAAGGAGGACGAGAGUGACGACGAGAAGGACAAGAAGCCAAAGAAACAGGAAGAGCCAGACUGGAAGACACCCGAAGAUAGACGAAAUGCAUUCCGACAGUUGCUCGAAGACAAGGGCAUCAAGAGCAAUAUGAAAUGGGAAGAUGCUCUGAAGCUCAUCCAGGAGGACAGAAGAUUCGGCGCUCUAGCAGCUGCUGGGGAAAGGAAGCAAGCGUUUGCUGAGUACAUCACGCAGUCCAAGAAGCGAGAGAAGGAAGAGGAACGCGAAAAGAGAAAGAAAGCAAAGGAUUCCUUCAUCGAUGCUCUGACCGCCUGGAAAGAUCUGAAGCUCACGACAAGAUACAAAGAUGCCGCCGAACAUUUCUACAACGAGGAGUGGUUCAAGCUGCUGGAGGAAGAUGAGCGUGUUGAAGUCUUUGACGACUUCAUGGACGAGAACGAGAAGAAAGCCAAGGAAGACAGGAGAAAGAAGCGGAAAGAGUAUGUCGAGAAGAUCAAGGAAAUCUAUACGAAGGAGGAGAAGAUCACCGUGCUCAGUCGCUGGCGGGAUGUGCAGGAUGCUCUGCGUGAUAACGAGUACUUCAAAUGGCUCUCGAAGCUUGAGGCCUUAACCUCCUGGGAGGAGUGGGUUUUGGAUACUGAGAAGGCCGAGUUGAAGGAGAAGACCAAGGCGAAGUACCGUGCAGAGCGGAAAAACCGGGAUGCCUUCAGAGAACUGCUCCGUCAGCAUGGAAAAGAGGGCAAGAUCACCUCGAGCACCUUCUGGGGGGACUAUGCCGAGGAGCACGAUGUUGUGAAGGACUCUCGGUACGUCGCCCUCAUCGCUCAGCCGGGCUCCACACCACACGACUUGUUCGACGACUACUUAGAGGAGCUUUCAGACAAGUUCUCCCAGGACAAGACGAAGCUGAAGAAGCUAGCAAAGUCCAAGGGAUUGACGAUUACUCAGAGCUCCACCUGGGAAUGGUUCAAGACCGAGCUGAAAGAUGAAGCCGUGUUCAAAGACAUACCUGAAGAUCAGUGCAAGACCCACUUCGAAAGCCUGGUCUCAAAAGCCAAGGAAGUCGAGGAGGAUGCGGACAAGGUGGCCAAGAAGAAUCGAAAGAAGUUCGUGGAGCUGCUGCAGAAGUCCAGGGAGAUUACAGCCAAGACUAGCUACGAAAAGGCUGCAAAGCUGCUUGGCUCCAGCCCCGCUUGGGAGGCCAUGGAAGAUGCCACACGGCGACAGUGCUUCGACAUAUUCGUCGACCAGCUGAAGAUCCAGUCCGGAGGGAAGGAGGAAGAGGAGGAGAAAGAGGAGGAAGAGGAGGAGGAUGCCACCACCAAGAAGAAGGAGAAGAAGAAGGAGGGAAAGGCAACCAAGAAGAGGAAACAGGAGGAGGAUGAAGACAAGGACAAAGAAAAAGAACCACCCAAAAAGGCCAAGAAAAAGAAGGACGAUGAGGAAGAAGAGGGGGCAACCAAAAAGAAAGCGCGCAAGAAAGGAUAA
Symbiodinium sp. CCMP2456 is the source of this 1746-nucleotide messenger RNA. The record is from the annotation of a GenBank genome assembly. NCBI's taxonomy places the organism in Eukaryota, Dinophyceae, Suessiales, Symbiodiniaceae.